AUGGCGGCCGGUGACGACGGGAUAGAGGAGUUAUUGCGGGAAGCACGGCAUGCCACGCUAGCGUUUCCAUUUGGCAGAUGGGUUAACCAACACUGUUCCUUCGAGAUCACCCUCGAGGGCACAUUUGAGCAAAGGGCAGGGCAACGGACGAUCCGCGGCCAACUCCGGAAAGACGCCAAGAAUCCCUGGAGGUGGAACGGCGAGCUCACGGGCGACAGACAGAUAACUUUCGAUUUGACGGAGGAUUGCUUGUUGAGAGGACUUUGCCGCUUCAGCGAUGGCAAGGAACUCCGUACUCGUUCAGAUCAUGCCGGUUUGCACGAUCUCAUGCACGAGCUGCCGAAUGCGAAGAACUCGUGGGAAUCGACAUUGAAUGGCAUCAUUGAGUGUGCCCUUGGCGACACCUACCUUGCAGAUGACACACUCCUGAGAUGCGUACAGGCAAUUCACGAGGUCUUCCAGCUGGUUGAUGGGUUCAACACCAGAUACAAAGCUCAUAAACGCUUUGACAAUCCCGAGUUUGAUGCAUUCAUGCAGCAGGUUGCGGAGUCCACCUCUAAAGUCAUCCGUACCUCAAGCCGAUCUGCCCGCCUUGUGCUGUCUACACACUUCAUCAGGUGCUUAUUUCAGCGUCUGGUGUACAUCAGCAAGAGAACGUACUACCUCUGGAGAGAGACAACCGUCUACGGCGCAUUGAAACAUUGCCGUGAUUGCUACGGCGAGAUGCUUCGUGCAUCACAGGGUAAGCUUCAUGCACUCAUGGGGAAUCUGGGAGAGCGCAAUCUGCAACUCCUUCGAAGACAGCUCGAAGCCCUUGCCGAGCGCGAGGAAGAGGAAGUCAAAGAGCUGCCGUAUGCACGUUUACUGGAGAUGGCAGCUGAGAUUUCAACACGCCUGCAUCAAGCACUUCCAUUGACAGAUGGUGAUUUCAACUUGGAGUAUUUGUUGUAUUCCAGUGCGAAUCAAGCACCGGACAGAGCGACUUUUCAUAUUGAAGUUGCGCCUUACAUGGGCUUGGCUGCUACGAGUGCCUGUGACCAGAAGGAAGCUGCCGCACGCUUGGCAGAAUGCAUACAGAAGGUGAACGGCUCUCUGUCGGGAGGAGACGGCUGUGCUGCAAUCCUCAAGCUGGCCGAAGACUGCUGCGAAGGUCGCUGCACGCCCGCCUGCACUCACCGACCCACCCCCUGCAAUCUACAAGGAUGUCUCAGCAAGUGUAGCAGAUCGUUCAAUCUAGACAGAAGUCAUGCAUGUUCAUGUGCAGUCUUGCAUGAAACGUGUGUUAAUUGUUGA
Messenger RNA from Symbiodinium necroappetens, 1293 nucleotides. Lineage: Eukaryota; Dinophyceae; Suessiales; Symbiodiniaceae. The record is from the annotation of a GenBank genome assembly.